Messenger RNA from Patiria miniata (bat star), 4702 nucleotides. RefSeq names its product myogenesis-regulating glycosidase-like. The transcript has 3 exons. Bases 656 to 2857 code for a protein of 733 amino acids. Gene Ontology annotation, biological process: carbohydrate metabolic process. The record is from RefSeq and is a predicted model, not a curated record. Gene Ontology annotation, molecular function: hydrolase activity, hydrolyzing O-glycosyl compounds. NCBI's taxonomy places the organism in Eukaryota, Metazoa, Echinodermata, Asteroidea, Valvatida, Asterinidae.
ACAUUCGAAACAGUUAUCUUCAUGAUUUUUAACGCAAUCGAUCAAGAAAAAAUACAAUACACACGUGCAUGUUUAUUUUUUUAAUUAUGUACCACUGUACUUGAAAUAUAAAAUUGGCGAGCUUUUAAGAAAAACAUUUAUAAGAUGGAAAUUUUUUUCUUAAGAAGAACAUUAUUAAAUUUGUAUUUUAGGCGUUCCGCCUUUACCCAAAAUUACACUGGUACUUUGCUAUCCAAUGUUGCUUCAUGCAUGGAACCAGUGACACUAUUGACAGCAUUAACACAAGAUUCACUUCACCCAUGUAAUGAUUCACCUGACUUGAAGUCCGGAUCUGACUUGAAGUCCGGAUCUGACUUGAGAGGUGAGAAUGCAGUAGGUCCUCAUCAUGGAUGACUACGAUGAUAAACUCAUUGAACUGGAUAAAGUCACCGGAGCUGAUGGAUGCACCACUGAUCUCAAACGUUUGGAUGCAAAACAUCUGUAGUGCUCAUGUUUUUGUGAAAGUAUUCCCACUCAUUCCCAAGCUCAAUAACUGACCACCCUGCUAACAUUCUGGCCUCUGCUGUGGAUACUUGACAACAAAUACAUGCUUCAUCUAACUGAGAUUUAACAACUGAGCCUUAACUGAGCUUGAUUCACAUCAUAGUCUGCAAACAUGUUACAAGUGCGGGAGAACUCUGAACCUAAUGUUAAUGCUCACACUUCCUUGUUGGUGACAGGGGGUGCGCCAUCACCCAUGGCUUCCACAUCUCAAGUCGUCGUUGACGCCGAGGGGAACGGAUCCAUCUCCCUAGAGGUGCCUAGCAUUGACCACCACGAGGUCAAGAAGCGGACAAAAGCCACCGUUGAUCCAAACAAAGUGGACAUUGCCAAGCCCUUAAGAAUCUUGAAGAAGCCUCGCGAGAUCAAACUCAAGAUCAGCAUCAUCUUUCUCUUCUGUCUCAUUGUUGCUUCAACCACCUGCAUCCUGGUGCUUUACGUCGAGGAGCCUUUGCAUUACAAGGUCGGCAAUGCCAUGUUCUACGCGGUUUCCAGGGAGUUUGAUGUCCAUCUUAAUGGUGCCAACAUCACGAGGGGACUUAUCGGGAUGAACCUGCCGGACAUGUUGCCAUCAUCGUGUGACCCUUUCGACUCACAGAACCUGUGUUUGGAGUACCCGGACAUUGCAAGAUUGCUGAUUCACGUGGAGCAGCUUUCAGGGAUGGACUGCUACAACUUAACCUGGGAGGCUCUGUCUCACGAUCUUGUUCACCGAGACUGCUACAGCUUUGAAAAUAUCCACUGGUACGGGGGAGGUGUAUCAGCCAAUCAGCAGUGGCCGCUGGAGAAGAUGAACCAAUCACGUGCACCGUUUGUUUCCGGCCAUAAGACAAACAGUUUUGGACCAGUCGUGGAACGCUUCUGGCUUGCCUCACAUGGAGUUGGGAUAAGGGUUAAUGACGAGUCGCCUCUGUUUGUCAGCAUCAAUGAAGACGAUCAAAAACUUUGUUUUGAGGCUACAUACCAUGACUCGCCUUUUCCAAAUCCUAAAGAGGAGUUGCCCAAGCUGCAAUACACUUUGUGUGCUGCUGUCGACAUGCCAUCGGUCCAUCAAAAGAUGAUGGACAAAUUCAGUAAGAAGCUACGAGCUGUGCCCCAGCAAGCUUUAUCAAAGAGCCCCAUGUGGUCUGUGCCUGCAUGUUCAAGAAAAAGCACUUUUAAUGAGACGACCCUUUUGCAGUUCGCAAGUGCUAUUCGCGACAGCAAAUUGGGGGCAAACUCUCUGGAAAUCCAAUGUGAUUAUACCACCAGUGAAGGAGAUGUAGCGUUUGAUGCAGAAAGAUUCUCAAACAUAGCCACAACCAUUUCACGGAUCCGGGACUUUGGAAUGGACGUGGCCGUGGGAAUUACUCUCUUCAUGAACACCGACUCCAAGGCCUUCCAGGAAGGUCUCCGGAAUCAGUACUUGGUAGAAGAUCCUAGAUCACAAGUUCCGGGACUCACCAAAUGGAAGGACGGUGUCGCAGGUCUCCUAGAUGUCACCAGCAGCAAUGCCACGUCUUGGUUCCUUAGUCAACUGAAGACUCUCCAGAAUACCUCUGGGGUCAGCUUCUUUACCUUCGACUAUGGUCAAGUCAGUUACCUCCCAGUCGAGUUCCAAACCAUGGAGGAUCUCAGGAACCCUUGUACAUUCACACAGCGUUAUGUGGAACUUGCUGAUAAGACCAACGGUCCUGUCAUCAUGCGUUCUGCUUUCCAGUCCCAAGACAUUCCAUUUAUUGUGCAAACCAUUCCAAAGACGUCAGUCUGGGGUUAUGAAAACGGGUUGAAAUCUCUCAUUCCUACAGUAUUAACUCUGAGCAUUCUCGGAUAUCCAUUUACCAUGCCGGAUCUAGAGGUCAGAGGGCAACAUUACGACCCCUCGUGUUUCGUGGAUUGUCUUCCGGAUAAAGAGUUCCUCCUUCGAUGGCUUGGGGUCAUCGCGUUCUUUCCCGCCAUGAAAAUCAACGUCCCCAUCUGGGAGUACGAUCAGGAAACAGUCAACAUCGCGGACCAGUUCAUCAAAUUCCACCAGGAAACCAUCGCUCCUUUGGUGGUAAAGGUCGCCACAGAAAGUGGAAACACAACAGCGACUGUCAUCCGGCCUCUGUGGUGGACUGCCUCGUCUGACCCGGUCGCCCAAAGCAUGGACUCCGAGUUCUUGAUUGGUAAUGACAUGCUAGUAGCACCUGUCUUAGACCUUGGACUUGUGAAGCGACAGGUGUAUUUACCUGAAGGGAAGUGGGUGGAUCAGCUUCAUGGGACAACUGUCAACGGCGGUGCAUGGGUUGAAUGUGAAGCCUCGCUUAAUCAGGUGCCCUAUUUUACUAGGGCAUGAGGCAUCGUUUUUGAUUGAUUCAUGCUUGAAUCAAUUCAAAGACUGUUGUUUUUCUCCAGUUCGUCACUUUGUCAAAUCAAGGGUUUCCUUAUUUGCACGUCAAAUCCAUGAGAGGCUCAGCACAAAAAGUUAGCACAUCUUUAUUGGUCAAUAUAAUGGAAAUAAUAAUGGAAACGAGCUUUCAUGCUCGAAAUUUUUUUUUAAUGACUCGUAAAUGAUUGAGUUAUUAUUCCAGUUAAUUGAUUUAAAAAAAUAAUAAUAGUUACUCAAACCUAUGAAUAUUCAAACCCCUCAUGAAUUUGAUUUGUAAAAAGUAACAAACAAGGAUUGUGACUGAUUUUCCUUGGAGAAAUGUAUGGACUUUUGUAAAACUAUUUGGUAAUGUCUCUGGCGAAGGCUAGUGUAAAUUCUUUGGGAAUUUGGGGUAUUAGCAGAGGAAUUUCUUGAUGAGAGUACAUUGUACGUGUAGAGUGAUGUCACAUGUUUUUUUGGUCACAAAAAAAAAACGAUCAGAAUGAUAAAAGAUGCAUACUUUGCAGUAAACAGUAACACUGGACUGGUUUGAAUGAUGUCACCAAGCACCAAAUGUCCAUAUUCUAGACCUGUUUACUUUAAUUACUGGGAAGUAAAUCAUCCAUGUACUUAUUUACAAGAAUGUUAAGAAACAUGUACAUAGUAAUUUGGUCACAUGCGCAACACACCUUAUCUUUUGUAUUGCGAAGGAUAGUCUGUACAUAAUACAUGUAUAUUUAUGUGAUUCAUAGUCAGUUAAAUGUUGGGCAUGUACAUUUACUACCCUCGCAGAGUCGCAGUCUUAACCACAUCCAAAAUCUCUCCAAAUUUGCAUUUGAGAAUCACAACAUCUGUCAAAAACUGAAGGGUUGUAAAGUAUCAAGUACGUUUUCCAAAGUAGGAAGGUUAUCAAAAUCAAGCACUAAAGUAGAGAAACCAGACAGAAGGUUUAAUGUAUGGAGUGCCCUCUGGCCUCGAGUGCUUUCAGUCUAAAGUUGAACCAAUCAGUUUUAUCACCUGUUGAGUAACAAGGCUGGACGAAAAUUACUUAACUGCAAAAGAAUUGUGUUGGGGAGGAUUGUGGGGGUUCUGUAAUGUCUACCAAUUGUGUUUUAUCAAAUGAAUAUGACAAAACUUGACAUGAGAUAUGUCCCCACAAGCACACAAUAAUCAGUGUAUUGAAUAUUUUAUUCUUAUUGGUCACAAUGGUGAAGAAUCCAGGUUUGCUUUGCUUUCCAUCUACAUAUUCGUUUUCCACAUGUGCAUUUGUAGCUGGGACAUCAUGUUUUAUUACUGUACACAUACAUGUACAUGUACGUACAUAUUGUACAAUGUUCAGUUAUGCAUUAAAAAGGCUAUUCAAAUACAUCAAUUUGUACAUGUACAUGUACUCGGCUGUAACUGUUGGCACACCGCAUACUUAAAUACUGUGAAUUUUAUCCGUCUUUUGAAUGUAGUUGUUGACUACAACUGGUAAAUGUUCUGUGUGCAAGUAAGGGGAUUCUGUAUAAACAAAUACAUGUACACAGUUUUAUUUUAGUCAUAAAUGCACAUUCAAUAUUUCAUGAAGUGAAGUAACUAGGCUUACAUGGAUGUAUUUGGCUUAAAUAUUUUGUCUCGAUGGAUUUUGUUUAUGAUGGUCAAAAAUAUUGAUGAGCAUACAUAUGGAAAUAAAUAGCAUGUACAUAGCAAGUUAUAUAUCAUAACUUCCCAUUGACAAAAAAAAAAUUUAAAGAUAUUGGGAUUGUACAUUUGUGUGUUUAACAACUAAUUAACAAUACUUGCUUUGAGGAACCUUUUUGUCCUUCCAGAGAAUAAACACUUUGAAACCAA